Molecule: messenger RNA, 375 nt
Organism: Protopolystoma xenopodis
Lineage: Eukaryota; Metazoa; Platyhelminthes; Monogenea; Polystomatidea; Polystomatidae
Source: the annotation of a GenBank genome assembly
GUUUGGCUAAAAAUCGUUGCUGUGCGUCCAGAUGUACUCGAGCCACGACUUGUCGCCUGCGAAGUAUUUCAAAGCCUUUUGCCGCACACAAUCAACAAAUUGAUGAGCAUGCAAGAGGUAAGUCUCUGUGUUAAUUUAACCUGUCCUCAGCCAAAAUGGCGUCUUCAUUUUGUCUUUUUGUAUAAUCGGCCAUUCACUUUUUCGUUUGGAUUAGCCCAGGUUCAAUGGCAGCCGAGGGACGGUGAUGCGAUCAGACCGACGAAGCAAUCGCGUCGAUCGGUGAAUGGUGCACCUUGUCUCUUUCAGGUUGUGGGCGCUUCAGUUUUGGCGAAUUGUGUCGUCUUUGAUGCCCCAAGUGAUAUGAACUACGUGUAA